Lathyrus oleraceus (garden pea) is the source of this 830-nucleotide messenger RNA. RefSeq lists its product as uncharacterized. The record is from RefSeq and is a predicted model, not a curated record. The transcript is spliced from 5 exons. Gene Ontology annotation, biological process: transcription by RNA polymerase III. Gene Ontology annotation, cellular component: transcription factor TFIIIC complex. Bases 207 to 614 code for a protein of 135 amino acids. NCBI's taxonomy places the organism in Eukaryota, Viridiplantae, Streptophyta, Magnoliopsida, Fabales, Fabaceae.
GCUUCACCUAGAAUUGAUUUCAAGCUUCAGAAUCACUUUCUCAAAACCCUGAACGUGCGUUUGCCACUGCGCCACCACUCACACAUUCUCUUCUCUCAACCUUAACCGGCGUCUCAUCUCUCAACCCCGGCGGUCGCAUUCUUUCUCCGGCUAGCGUCUAUCUCUCUCUUUGCUCCAUCACAAAAUCUCAUUCACAUUCACGGAUUAUGGAGGAAAAUGCAACACCACACGAUCAUGAAGAUCAAGAUGAAUUUGUUUUGCUUGACUUGGAUAGUGUUUAUGGCCUAAUUGAUAUUCCACCAAAUGCUAACUAUGUUCUUAGGGGUCUUGAUACUUUAAACCCAGUAUUGAUCAUUGAAGACAAAUUUAAGCUGAUUGGUGAAUACGAGGAGACAAUUGGAACAUGUAUCGCAUUUGAAGAAAAAGAUACACCAGUGGUUCAUCAAGAGACAGGACCAUCUGAAGCAAACUUAUUUUCUGGAAGAACACUAAUAGGUUCAAGUCAACCUCCAACAAAGCAAGUCAAACCUGUAUGUCAGCUUCAUAAGGUUCUCAAGUUUAAAUUAUCACCCGAUUCUGAAAUUCAAAGUCGCACUAUGGAGGAAGACAAUUGAACUUGAAAGCUGAUAUAAUACAGUUUUUCCUUAUUUUGUUGAUAAAUUUUUUGGUGGUGGGUGGUAACAUUUAUGUUCUAGGUAUAUAAAUAGUUUUUUUUUCUUUUUCCAAUAGGAGCUAUUUUGACUAUUUAAUGUUGAUAUUUACUAGGAUAGGAUAAUAGGUAGGAUACUUAAAUUAACCGGUUUGAUAGUUUAUCCGUUACCAUAUCCGGA